CUCAGCAAUCAUGAUGCUUUACGAUGGGUUCAAAGAAAUACUAAAGAUUCAGAAGUUUCGCAGACUCGUAUCUUACACUGGGUUUUACUGCUUUGUUGCUGUCUUGAGCUAUGCUUAUACAAGCAACACAACUAGAGCUGGGUAUUCUAGAGCUGAUCAAUUUUAUGCGUCAUACCCUGCUGGAACUGAACUUUUAACGGAUACAGCCAAGUUGUAUAAAGCUGCGCUUGGCAAUUGCUUUGAAUCAGAGGAGUGGGGUCCAAUAGAGUUCUGCAUCAUGGCUAAGCACUUUGAUCGCCAAGGGAAAUCCCCAUAUGCCUAUCAUGCUCAAUAUGUAGCGCACCUUCUUUCUCAUGGACAACUGGAUGGAAGCGGCUAGGGUGGAAUGCUAUUUGGUUCAUUGAAAGGAUGCCCCUGGCAAAAUUAGUGCCAUCCAAUUUGCAAAUUUUGCCAUCCAAUUUGCAAUUUGCCUAGUGCAGAACAGCAGCAUCAAGCAUAGUGUAAUGCUACUAUGUCUUGUGAAACCAAUGAUUAAUUCUUAUUAUAAUGUAUGCAGCGAUUAGGAACUCUUUCUACACCCCCACUUUCUGAA
Manihot esculenta (cassava) is the source of this 592-nucleotide messenger RNA. RefSeq lists its product as uncharacterized. Lineage: Eukaryota; Viridiplantae; Streptophyta; Magnoliopsida; Malpighiales; Euphorbiaceae. The record is from RefSeq and is a predicted model, not a curated record. The coding region runs from base 11 to 379 and encodes 122 amino acids. The transcript is spliced from 4 exons.